AUGGUCUACGCUAACAAGGAAGUUCAACAAGAUCCCCGCAGCGUCAAAGUGGUCGGCAACGCGAGACACGACAGUACCGACUCGCCACCAUCGACGCAAGACGUAGCACAUGAUGCCGCCUACAUCGCCAAACUUACAAAAUGGUGGACUGACGACGAGGAGGCAGCCGUUCGACGCAAGUUGGACGUUCGUAUUAUCAUUAUCUCAUUCCUGUUGUACCUUUGCGCAACUCUUGAUCGUUCAAAUUUGGGCAAUGCCAAGACAGCCGGGCUUGAAAAGUCGCUCGGCAUGAGCGACGCUCAAUUUCAAUGGCUCCUCACCAUCUUCUAUAUCGCCUACAUCCUCUUCCAAUUCCAAGUGAUGAUGUACAAGCUUGUACCGCCUCGCAGCUGGAUCACCUUUUGUGUACUGAUCUGGGGCGUGGCUGGCGUAUGUCAGGCAGCAACGCAUAACUGGGCAGGGAUGAUGGCCGCUCGGUUUUUCCUAGCGGUCUCGGAAGCAGGGUACGGUACGGGCUUUGCCAUGUACCUCAGCUUCUUCUAUCCGAAAACCGAGAUCGGUGCGAGGUUCGGAUGGUUCGUUUCCGCAGGUGCAUUGUCAAGUGCGAUUGCGGGAGCGGUUGCAUAUGGAUUGGUCCAUGCAAAGACCAGUGUGGAGUCAUGGAGAUUGCUCUUCUUGAUCGAAGGUGUUCCGACAUUGGCCAUGGCACCGAUAGCAUAUUGGUUACUGCCAAAUAGCGUACAGAGCGCCAAGUUCUUGACAGUGAGGGAGAAGGCGAUUGCCGAAGCACGACUGUUUCGCUCACCUCCUCGAGCCGAAGCUGUUGAGUUGCGGGAAAGCAAAGCUCUUUCAUGGUCAUCUAUCAAAAGGAAAAUCAACUGGUCGCAAGCAGGAGCAGCGUUCAAGGAUCCCAUGUCGUACAUCGCCGCUUCGCUGCUCUUCAUCAUCAACGUCGGGUAUUCUUCGAUUCCGGUUUACACGCCGACACUAGUGGCGGAGAUGGGGUAUGGAAGCAUCAAAGCGCAAGGACUUUCGGCCCCACCUUACGUCCUCGCAUUCAUCAUGUCGAUCACCCUGUGCUGGGUGACCGAUCGGCUUCAGAUCCGCGGGCCCAUCUGCACGUUGCUCCUCAUCAUCGGUUCCAUCGGAUACCUAAUGCUAGCGACCUUGCGUUCAACAGCAGCGCGCUACGUUGCAAUAUGGCUAGUCGUCAACGGUCUUUUCCCAUUUAUCCCAAUCCUUUACAUGUGGUUGAUGGACAAUCAAGCUAGCGAGUCCAAAAAGGGUCUUGGACUGGUCAUCUUUGCGACGAUCGGUCAGUGUGGACCAAUGUUGGGAACCCAUCUGUUCCCAGCCAAGGAGAAACCGUAUUACGUCAAGGGAACGGCGGUGAGUGCUGCACUGUUGCUGUUUGGUGUAAUUGUAUCGGCGGCGGCCAGUUUCAGGUUCUGGAGCAUCAACCGACGUAGAGACAUGAACGACACGCUGCGGGCCGACCGAGGCGCAAGCGCCGUCGAUGCUGCUCAUGUGACCGAGAGUUCGAGCGAGUUGGAUAAAGAAAACGCCCAGCCGCUUUCCGGUGAAGUGGAAGAAAACAUGACCGAGGCGAACAGAAGAAAGAUCCACGUGCUACUGCAUGGUGAGGAGUCUCCUUACUUUCGAUACACAAUCUGA
Mycosarcoma maydis (corn smut) is the source of this 1674-nucleotide messenger RNA. RefSeq lists its product as uncharacterized. NCBI's taxonomy places the organism in Eukaryota, Fungi, Basidiomycota, Ustilaginomycetes, Ustilaginales. The transcript has a single exon. Gene Ontology annotation, biological process: transmembrane transport. The coding region runs from base 1 to 1674 and encodes 557 amino acids. Gene Ontology annotation, molecular function: transmembrane transporter activity. Gene Ontology annotation, cellular component: membrane. The record is from RefSeq and is a predicted model, not a curated record.